Molecule: messenger RNA, 888 nt
Organism: Fraxinus pennsylvanica
Lineage: Eukaryota; Viridiplantae; Streptophyta; Magnoliopsida; Lamiales; Oleaceae
Source: the annotation of a GenBank genome assembly
AUGAAUAAUGCAAAACAAGUUGUCGAAACGUGGGACAGGCAGUUUCAUUGCUCUCCUUAUGAGCAGCGACUGGCAUUUUUGUAUCUUGCAAAUGAUAUUAUUCAGAAUAGCAGGCGAAAAGGUGCCGAGUUUGUUACAGAGUUUUGGAAGGUUCUUUCUGAUGCUCUCCGUGAAGUAAUUAAACAUGGAGAUGAGUUUGGAAAGAAUGCUGCAUUUCGGCUGAUCAGUAUUUGGGAGGAGAGGAAGGUAUUUGGCUCCAGAGGGCAAAUUCUUAAGGAAGAGUUUGUGAAAAACCAACUCAACAACGAUAAUAAAAAUGGGAAGCAUGUUGGGUUCGAAAUGAAACCAACUGCUAGAAACACAUUGGACAAGUUAGUUUCAGGUUAUCAAGUUGUGUACUGUGGUCAACUGGAUGAAGAUGCUGUUUUGAACAACUGUAGCAAUGGCAUCAGCUCUAUUGAGAAAACAAUCAGGGAUAUUGGAAGUGACUACGGGACAGGGAUGAUGGAGCAAGUGAAGCGUGAAAUCUCGGCGAUGAAGAUGAUGAAGCACCCAAACAUUGUUGAACUUCACGAGCCAUAUCCUAUUCCCCAAUAUAUGCCAACUGCUGGCCUGGUCCCUAAUGUACCAUAUGGCUAUAACACCAGCCAGCACCGGGCACCCCUACCUGGUUAUCCUCCAGUUGGGCCUCCUAUGAAUGGGGUUUCUCCCUUGGGGGUUCAUCCUUCGAGUGCUUACCAAAUGUAUCCAACUGAAGGUGAAAUUCUUGUUAACAAGGGCAGUGUUAAGAGAUUUAUGGAGCUUUAUUCUCCUUUUCCCAUUCGGAGUUCAUUAAGUUCUCUAAGAGUAGUCUGGCAUGCAUACAUAAUUAGGUAUUGUGCAUUGUAG